Molecule: messenger RNA, 1392 nt
Organism: Ectocarpus sp. CCAP 1310/34
Lineage: Eukaryota; Phaeophyceae; Ectocarpales; Ectocarpaceae
Source: the annotation of a GenBank genome assembly
AUGUCGGAACUUCCCGGCUCAAAGCGCGCGGCGGGCGGGGACGAAGAUUCCGCGGGGACCCCCGAGGGAGGUGGGGCGGGAUCCGUACCGACCAAGCGCCCCCGCACAAUCGCCGCGUACGCCGGUGCGUCAUCAUCCAGCGGCGGCGGGGCAGAGGGAGGGGGCUCCGCGGCAUCGCCCGAAGACCUGCAAGGAGCGGGGCCAAGGACGAUCGUGACCUUCAACCUGAACGGAGCUAGUCCACGGCUGGCCAAGAACUGGAACGAGAUCAAAGGCUUUCUGGAGGAGCACAAGCCGGACUUGGUCUGCUUCCAGGAGGUCCGCUUGCCGGCGAAAGGUGUGCCCAAGGCCAAGAAGGAGGACGACACCGGGCGGAAGCGAUGGCAGCUGAAGGAUGACACCGCGGCGGACAGGAAGGACGUCGCCCUGGUGGACAGAACGCUCAGAGCGCUGGCCCGGCGGCUGGGCUAUCGUCUGGUGAUGAGCCUGGCCAACUCCAAGUACGCCGGCACGGCCGCCCUCGUGAGGAACACGUGCCCGGCUACCGACAUCUUCUACGGCUUCACCUCCGGUGCGGAACACGACCGCGAGGGUCGUGUAAUCGCCAUCGAGUACCCGUCCGUGACCGUGCUCGCUCUCUACGUGCCCAACAACGGCAGCAAGGCGGAGAGCUUCCAGCGCAGGCGGCGGUGGGACGACGAGCUCUGCGGGUUUGUGGACAAGUACAGCGGGAAGCUGGUAAUCACCGGGGACCUCAACGUCGCGCAUCAAGACGCCGACCUUACUCACGCCUCAUUCUUCAAGGGCAUGUUCCCCGCUGCCAACCCGGAGGACAGCGGACAGCCUGGCUGCACCCCGGCCGAGAAACGGCGACACUCACGCCUCCUCGAGAGCGGCGGCGGUCUGGUGGACGCCUACCGGCGCUUGAACCCGGUCCCGGCCGCGGGUGCGGGGGACGCCGGGACGGAAACGGAGGGGAUGACCUGGAGGGGCACGGCGGGGAACCAGGUCGCCGCGAUGGGGCGGUACUACGGCAAGGGCAUGCGGAUCGACUACUUCCUCCUGUCGACGGUGCUUGCCCCGCGCAUCAAGGAGGUGAAGGUUUUCGGCAGCGGAGCCGACCGCGACGGUUUCCUUGGGUCUGACCACUGCCCCCUCAUGCUCACGCUGCUGCCGUAGUUCUUCUCUAGCUCGUUGCGGAAGAUUUUGUCUUACCGUGGUAGAGGGAAGAAUGCGGAGGUGGCCGAGAUGUUAUGUUGCUGAAUCGUGCUAUUCGUUUAUUUUAGACCGGGACGGGAAUUCAGGCCUCGUCUUGACGGUGGACAGAGGGGGCCAUGCGGACCUUACCUAUUUGGCGUCAGUCGAGCUCGGUUGCCAUCAACCCUCGCGCGU